GAGGUUGCUUCAUUGCUUGGGGUGGAGAUUUUUCCUUCCCUUUCGCUUUCGCUUUUCCUCCACGAACACGAUUAACACAGCACGCAUCCAUCCAUCCAUAUCCACCACGCAACUGACCAAGCCAACCGACGAACGAAUCCGACUAGGGAUUAAUCAGCUCAGACGCCACGAUUUCUCUCUGAAUAUACUAUAUAAUUCAGAGGAAGAUCACGCCGCCUCUUUCUGCUUCGCCCGCCGGCUUCCUGCUCCUCGAUCCCGCAAGGUCAACAAGCAAGGAAACAGUCACACACUUGCAACGAUGAUGGGGUUGAGAGCGCCGUUCUUUCUCCUCCUCUUGCUCGUCGUGGGCUGGGGAACUGCACAAACCGACGGUUCGCAAGACAAGGAAUUUGUUUUUCUUGAUCUUGACACAACUGAGCUCCCGCUCCGAGAUCCUGGCCCAAUCUACAAGGAACAAAUUACUUCGACCAAAAUUCCUGUCCAUCUCAAGAGUGGCAGCCCACUAUGCUCAGCUUGUGAAAACUUCGCGAACGAAGCUGUCAGUUAUCUCAGUGAGAAACAAACACAAGAUAAGAUCAUGGAAAUCCUUCAUGAUGCUUGUUCUCAGACAUUCUCCUUGGAACAGAAGUGUGUUGAGUUGAUGGACUCCUACGCAACUCUCCUGUUUGCCAAGAUUACGGAGAUAAAGCCAGAAGAGUUAUGCAAACAGUAUGGCCUGUGCAGGGACAUAGCCUUUUUCUCUGGUGUGGGAAGCGACAGCACAUGCGUAUUUUGCCACCACCUGCUUGACGAAAUUAUGUCCAAAUUGAAAGAUCCUGAUGCGGAGUUUGAGAUAAUUCAAAUUCUUCUCAAGGAGUGCAAUAAGAUCGAAGGUCAUGUCCAGCAGUGCAAGAGACUGGUCCUGCAAUACAUUCCUCUCAUUCUGGUCAAUGGUGAGAAGUUCCUUGAAAAGAAUGAUGUAUGCACGCUUGUCCAAGCGUGUGAUGCCGGGCAAAAGAGGACAGUUAGCUCGUUCCUGGAGGGGGGGUUGCUGAGGGACGCAUGAUGCUUGGAAGGUUACACGAGUUGCGUAGCAAUGGUGAAAAUAGUGUGUCCAAGUAUUUGUUGUACAAAAGGCUAUAAUUGGCUGUUGCCUUGUGCUCCUGCAUUCUUUGCACCCCUUGUAUUUUAAAGGGAGCGGUAUGAAUAGGCAACACUUUGUCAAGUUAGCCCGUAUUGAAUUGUACUACUGUUCCACUCUACUAUGACAUACCAUUAAUACUGCUUGUUACUUCA
This is a messenger RNA of Phragmites australis (common reed), 1275 nucleotides long. RefSeq lists its product as uncharacterized. NCBI's taxonomy places the organism in Eukaryota, Viridiplantae, Streptophyta, Magnoliopsida, Poales, Poaceae. Gene Ontology annotation, biological process: lipid metabolic process. The transcript has 6 exons. The record is from RefSeq and is a predicted model, not a curated record. Bases 299 to 1045 code for a protein of 248 amino acids.